Molecule: messenger RNA, 2132 nt
Organism: Beta vulgaris subsp. vulgaris (sugar beet)
Lineage: Eukaryota; Viridiplantae; Streptophyta; Magnoliopsida; Caryophyllales; Amaranthaceae
Product: delta(24)-sterol reductase
Exons: 3
Coding region: 172-1869 (565 amino acids)
Biological process (GO): steroid metabolic process
Cellular component (GO): cytoplasm; membrane
Molecular function (GO): FAD binding; oxidoreductase activity, acting on the CH-CH group of donors, NAD or NADP as acceptor
Source: RefSeq, a predicted model, not a curated record
AAUAAUAAUAAUGGUAUAGUUUGAUACCCACCACUAAAAGUUAGAAAAAAUGGGGGUUUAUAUCUCAACUCACUCAGUCUCCCCUACUACCUCUCCAUUCAUCAUCUUUCCAUUUUCUCUCUCCAUUUUUGCUCUCCUCUCUUCUGUUGAGAGGAGUAUAUCUUAUUGAAGAUGUCAGAUUUGGAUGUUCCCUUGCGUCCUAAGAGGAAGAAGACCUUGGUGGACUUUUUUGUCCAGUUCCGAUGGAUUAUUGUUAUAUUUGUAGUCCUUCCAAUCUCUGCUACCAUCUAUUUCUUCCUAUAUCUUGGUGAUGUUAGAUCUGAGUGGAAGUCCUACAAGAGUCGCCAAAAAGAACAUGAUGAAAAUGUGAAGAAAGUUGUUAAACGUCUCAAAUCGAGGAAUCCAGCCAAAGAUGGCCUGGUUUGCACAGCUAGGAAGCCAUGGAUUGCUGUGGGAAUGAGAAAUGUGGAUUACAAGAGGGUUCGCCACUACGAGAUCGAUCUCUCAGCCUUUAGGAAUAUUAUUGAUAUUGACAAAGAGAACAUGAUAGCCAAGGUUGAGCCUCUGGUCAAUAUGGGACAGAUUACAAGAGCAACGGUGCCUUUGAAUCUCGCUCUAGCAGUAGUUGCUGAGUUGGAUGAUCUCACUGUAGGUGGUCUUAUUAAUGGCUAUGGUAUUGAAGGAAGCUCCCAUAUCUAUGGCCUAUUUGCUGACACAGUUGUCGCUUAUGAGUUAGUUCUGGCUGAUGGACGGGUUGUCAGAGCCACCAGGGAUAAUGAGUAUUCUGACCUUUUCUAUACUGUUCCAUGGUCUCAGGGUACUCUAGGAUUUCUUGUUUCAGCUGAAAUUAAGCUUAUCCCAAUAAAGGAAUACAUGAGGUUGACAUACACUCCUGUGAAAGGCAAUUUGCAAGACAUUGCCCAGGGUUAUAUUGAUUCUUUUGCACCCAAAGAUGGUGAUCAAGACAAUCCUGAGAAGGUCCCCGAAUUUGUGGAGGGCAUGGUUUACAAUGCAUCUGAAGGUGUGAUGAUGACCGGAAGAUAUGCUUCCAAAGAAGAGGCCAAGAAGAAGGGUAAUGUGAUCAAUAGCUGUGGAUGGUGGUUCAAGCCGUGGUUCUAUCAGCAUGCUCAGACAGCCCUCGACAGAGGAGAGUUUGUGGAAUACAUUCCUACCAGGGAGUAUUAUCACAGGCAUACAAGAUCUCUGUACUGGGAAGGAAAACUUAUCAUUCCAUUUGGUGAUCAGUUGUGGUUCAGAUUUCUUCUUGGUUGGUUGAUGCCACCAAAGGUUUCCCUUCUUAAAGCAACUCAAGGUGAAGCCAUUAGAAACUAUUACCAUGAGAAUCAUGUGAUUCAGGACAUGCUUGUUCCUCUUUACAAGGUUGGGGAUGCUCUUGAAUGGGUUCAUCGUGAAAUGGAGGUCUACCCACUUUGGCUCUGCCCACACAGGCUGUUCAAGCUGCCCCUCAAAACCAUGAUAUAUCCUGAACCGGGCUUUGAGCAGCACAAGAGACAGGGUGACACGAGUUAUGCUCAGAUGUACACUGAUGUUGGAGUGUACUAUGCACCGGGACCUAUUCUACGUGGUGAGGUAUUUGAUGGUGCUGAAGCAGUUCGUAAGAUGGAGAAGUGGUUGAUUGAAAACCAUGGAUUCCAGCCACAAUAUGCUGUCUCUGAGCUAAAUGAAAAAGACUUUUGGAGGAUGUUUGAUGCCUCACUGUAUGAGAAGACAAGGAGGAAAUAUGGUGCAGUUGGAACUUUCAUGAGUGUAUACUACAAGUCCAAGAAGGGACGUAAGAGCGAGAAGGAGGUAGCAGAGGCUGAGCAAGAGCGAGCUGAGGUCGAAACACCUGAUGCUGAGACUGAUUAGUGAUUAGUUUUUAUUGUUUGGAAUUGGUAUGAGUUGAAUUCAUUCCCAGACUCUUUUGUAGCUGGAUUUCUUGCUUUAUCUUCCUAGAUGGACGGACGGACGCGAACAUUUGUUCCAUUUCGUCCCCCUUUGUUUGAUUGUUGUAGCUUGCACUUUUUGGCUAUAUUGGCUCAACUGUGCUCCUAACUGGUUAGACUUGUGUUUUGAACCAUCGGUUUUCCCUUUUCUUUUUACUAAUGGUAAAAUUUCUAGUUGGAGUUCAA